This is a messenger RNA of Brugia pahangi, 1950 nucleotides long. The record is from the annotation of a GenBank genome assembly. Lineage: Eukaryota; Metazoa; Nematoda; Chromadorea; Rhabditida; Onchocercidae.
AUGAAUGACGAUUUAUUGGAUAACUAUAAUCCAUUGUACGAUGUACAUUUGCGCCAAUAUUUUGCAAUGCCGCAUAUGCAACGUCAUCUAAGGAAUAUUGGCUUGCUGGAUGAUAUCAGAAAUGGUGAAAAUGAAGAUAACAGAGAUAGUAAUAAACAGCGUCACACAAUGAUCGAUAAAAUGCUACGAAAUCGUGAAGCUGAAUUGCAGAAAUAUGCCGACUUGCAGCGCAAGUUGCAUGCAGCGGAAAAAAUUGAAAUCUGCCGUAGGAUAAGAAGUGGUACAGCAAGUCCAAGUGAUUGUCAUCGAGCAAAACCUUCUCGUAGUCUCAGUCGAGGGCGUUAUAUCAAAAGAUCAAGAAGGCGACGAUCAUCAGCUAGUAUUGAUGAUAAAAAUUUGGUACAAAAAAUUGAAGCAGAAAAUGAGGAACCAAUGUAUGAAAAUCCAUCGUUGGUUUAUAAUAGACUAUCAACAAAUAUACUCAAAUAUCGAUAUUUGCAUAAGUUGGAUGACGAAACAUUAGCUCUAUACAUGCAACAACUACGACGACAAUUGAGCCGUUUGGAACGUUUCCGCCAAGUUUCAUUUGGUCCAUUCUCGGUUGCACGACAUCAAAAUGAUCCUCAAGUGUCCUGGUUCUUCAGGCGCAGGUCACUACCCAGUUUGACCGAUCCUACGUCUACCAAUACUACCAAUACUACCACUACUAUUACAUCUUCUACCACACAAACCAAUAUUUAUGAACAACCAUCUUUGAGAAGUAUUCAAUCAUUAAAUCAACAUCGUAGUCGUUCAACUAAACCACAAUCAUCGAGAAGUGGUAUAACUGAUAAUUCAUAUGUUAACAACCGUUUACAAUCAAAACGACAACGUAGUACUGAUAAUAACACUCGCUUAUCAGUAACUUUAUCAAAUGGAAAAAGUAGUGGUGCAUCAGAUAUUAUCAAAACAUCGCGCGCAAAAAAGACAACAACGCCAGGAAAAAAAAUUGCGCAAAAAAAGACAAUAACGCCAACGCCAACAACAACGCCAACAACAUUAACAGGACAUAAAUUAUUAGAAGUAGAUGAUGAAAGAAUGAAAUCAAAAACUGAUCCGGAAUUAGGAAAUGAUACUGAGUUGAAGACAACAAUGGAAAUUAUUGAACAUAGAAGUGACGAAUCAGCAUUAAAUUAUGAUGAUGAAAGAGAAAUGUAUUCCGGUAUUACAUCACCGGAAAGUAUUGAUUUAAAAAUUGAAAAUGGAGCAAUAUCAGCAAAAUCACUUUCACCAAUGAAUAAUUUUUCAACACUAUCAAUAAAUGAUGAACAGAAAAUUCAAUCGACUGUAUCACAACAACUGAUUACGGAAUCAGAAGCAAAAUUUGAGCAAUUAGAAAUUAAACAUUUGGAAAGUUCAAAUUUAUCAUUUGAUGAUUUAUCAACAGAAAUUUCAAAGAAGACAGAAUUUGAAAUAGCUGAUCAAUCAUCAGUUGAUGCUUCAUCUGUUAUUUCAAAAUGGAAAAGAACGGAUGAUGAAGUUGAAAAUUUGAUGAUGAGUCAUCGAACAUCAAUUGAUUCCAUACCAAAUGAUAGUGAUUCACAGGAAAUGAUAUUAUCCGAUGAGAUUGAUGAUGAUGAUGAUGCUGAUGAUGGUGAUCAAUGUUUAGCUAAAAUUGGAAUGAAAAUGGAAAAGAAGGCAAAACAAUUAGCUAGAGGUCAAAGUUCAAUUGAUCAAACAAAAAUUACACAAAUUGAUAGUAAACAAAAUCAAUCAAUUUAUCAUUCAGAUGAAAGAUUAGAUAAAUUAUCAUCAGUGGAUGAUAAAAUGAUAAAUGAAAAUUUUGAAAAAUUUAAUGAAAUUAUUUCAUCACCAGCACGAAUGAACAUUUUAAAAUCGGAAUCGGAAUUGCACACGGAUAAACAAUCGGAAAUUGAUAAUACUAAAAACAUAUUGAAAUACCUGAAAUAA